CGGAUGCUGUAUAAUACGUGGUCAGUGAAAGUCUUUGUAAUAGUUUCAUGAUUUCACUAGCCCGUUCACUCGAACUUUUAUGAUCAGUAAGAACUGAACUCCACCAUGUUGUCGACGAAUGGGCGAGCACCAGUAUUCACGGAGACCCGUGAAUAGCACAAUCAAUUUAUAAGCAUGCACACUGAGUAAUACACGAGCAUUGUUUCGGUGUCGAUCUUUUUCAUCGAUAGCUUUCAUUUAAAUUAACUCAACAUGGGCGCGGAAACCCUCUCGCUGGCAGGCAAGACCGCCUUGAUUACUGGCUCAGGCAGAGAAAAUGGCAUCGGUGCUGCCAUUGCCCGGGCUUUCGCCCGGAACGGCGCAGCUGUCGCAAUCCACUAUGUAUCGGAGAAUUCCAAAGAGCGGGCUGAGAAGGUGGCCGCAAACAUUAAUCGGGAGUUUGGAACCAAAACAACUGUUGUACAAGGGCCGCUAGAGAAAUCUAGCACUGCGACAAAGAUAGUCGAAGAAACUCUAAAGGGACUUGAUGUCGACCACAUUGACAUUCUCGUGAAUAAUGCUGGAUAUGGGACCGCUACCCAUCUCAUAGAGGCGACGCCAGAGCUGCUUGAAAAUGAGUUCGGUAUCAACGUCUAUGCCUCGAUUUAUCUGACCCAAGCGAUUAUUGGAGUAGGGAAGAUGCCCAGAGGCGGACGUAUCAUCAACGUCGGCUCUAUCGCCUCGAAACUUGGUCUUGAACUUAGUGCAGUGUACGGCGCCGCGAAAGCUGCGCAGGAUAGUCUCACGGCUUCCUGGGCGGGCCAACUUGGUCGAAGCCAUGGAAUUACCGUCAAUACGCUUGCCCCUGGGCCAAUUCUGACAGACAUGUCAAAAGAUUUCUUAAAGACCCCUAACGGAUCCGUAUCCGAACUCCAGACCACAAUGCAUGCGCAGACACGAGCUGGGGCUCGAAUUGGGACAGUUGACGAUAUGGCCGAUGCAGCACUACUCCUAGUGUCAGAGAAGAGCCGCUGGAUUACUGCACAGUGGAUUUCGGUCAGUGGCGGGAUCACUGGAACGAUGUAAACGGGCGUCGCUAUUCGGUAUUGCUUUCUGACUGCCUUAUACUAUUGGCUUCUCAUCAGACAUAUAAAGCUUUUUAAAUAAAUACACAGUAAGAAGGCUGGG
This is a messenger RNA of Truncatella angustata, 1167 nucleotides long. RefSeq lists its product as uncharacterized. The record is from RefSeq and is a predicted model, not a curated record. Bases 253 to 1065 code for a protein of 270 amino acids. The transcript has 4 exons. Lineage: Eukaryota; Fungi; Ascomycota; Sordariomycetes; Amphisphaeriales; Sporocadaceae.